GUUCUUACCUUAACCAUCUCACUUCUCAUGCCUAAACUAACCAACCUAAAGGCAAUGAGUACUAGACAAUCAGAGGCAGGGGGAGGGUUUAUUUAUAUCUAUAUAUGGUUUCAAUCUGCAACCUCACGGCUAGAUGCCACUAAAUCUUACACAGUGUGGUGGAGGGCUGGUGUGGUAGGAGGUGUCAUGCGUUGGUAAGAAGGGGGCGCUAAUGCAAAAACUUGGAUGUCAAGUCUAAGUGCAAAUACAGAAGAAGAAGAAGGAGCAGACAGGCGCACGGUUUGCAGCUUCAUUUUGUUGUGAUUGUGUUGUUUGUGUCUCUGUCAGCUGUAGCAGCUGCUUUAUGUUCACUGUCCGGUUGAACUGGUUGUUAAAACCUUGCGGAGAUGUUAAGUGUGGAGUCGUUGCAAGUGGCGGAGGAGGAGGUGGUUGAAUCCAGCACCAAUAAACUCGGUGACAUUUACACUUUUGUGACCAAAGGCUGCUUUCCUCAGACAAUGCACCCUAUAAGAAAGAAGAAUCUCAAAAGAUACGCCCGGAAGUUUAUCAUUGACGAGGGGAAGCUGUACUAUGUGGGACCCAAGAAAGAAGAGAAGAGGGAGGUGGUGAUCGAUGCCGAGAGGAAGAGGCAGAUCUUCCUUGACUGUCACUUCAAUGACAUCGGUCAUCAUUUGGGCCAAAAGAAGACGGUCCACAGGAUCCAGAGCAAGUACUACUGGCUGGGUAUCAUCAAGGAUGUAGUGGAUUGGAUAAAAGUGUGUGAGACCUGUCAGCACACCGAGAGGAAUAAAAACCUGGCGAGGACUGUUCGGCCCAUCAAAGUGGACGCACCGUGGGAUAUAGUCGGGAUCGACAUCAUAGGGCCUUUCCCAGAGACGCAGCAAGGCAACACUAAUGUUACAGUCCUCAUUGAUUACUACAGUAAAUGGCCUGAAGCGUUUCCAGUGCAGAAGACAGAUGCUCUCUCCAUUGCCAGAUGCAUUUCCAAAUGUGUAUACAGGUUCGGUGCCCCUAAAACAGUCGUGUGCACGCAGAAUGGUGACUUCUGUGAUGAGGUGACCAAGCUGCUGUGCGACAGGUGGAGCAUCGCGCUGAAGGUUUCUCCUCUGGAUCAACCUCAGCUCAACCCGCUACACGACUGCACCGGUCCUUUACUGAAGGAAGCCGUCGUGCAGAUGGUAACGGAGAAGCAGGCCGAAUGGGACGACUUUCUAGACCCUGUGCUGUUUCUGUUCAGAACAUCCACCAACCCCACGACCAAGUUCACCCCCUACUCUCUCAUGUUUAACAGGAAAGCUAAUUUACCCAACGAGACUACACUCAGCCUGCUGAAUUAUGAUGAUCAAGAGCAGGAUAUGUAUUCCACCAAGGAGAAGGCCUCUACGUAUGUGACCAUAAUGCAGGAGCAGCAGAACUCUGUUAAACAGCUGGUGCUAGCCAAUAUGAACGCAGCCUACAAACAAGAGAAGAAAAAGAACGCCAAACGCAGGGCACAUAACAUGCCCUCCAUGACCUUUAAAAUCGCAGAUCCCCUGUUUGGUGCGGGAGACUCUCCCUCCCCGAAAAAACUGAAAGAGAGUUUAUAUUUGUCUUUCCCUGUUGAGACGGUGCUGGCCACCGAGCAAAGCAGCUCAGAAGACAUAAAGACUGAGUUAGAAUAUCACUUGGCCGAGUCUGACGUCCACUGAGGAUUCAGAACCGUCUGAAAUGAAUUAAGUCGUCACGUCAGAAGAGCACUACCACAUGUCGUCAUGAGCUGCCCGCGGUCUCAGACAGAAGACAGAGAUCCAGAUGUUGGUGAAACGAGUGUGAUGAUGAUUAGUGCUGCCGUCGUCAGUCAGUUGAACACAAUGCAGGCUUGUCAUCCAGACAUCUGAUGUUUCACUUGUAGAUGAAUCUCACGCUAAGAAUCCUCUGGCCAAAGAAACUGCAGAUGAAUUGUUGUUGUUUUUUCACGAUUUCUUCACCAAAAAACACUGUUUCCCAUGAAAAUGAUGUUAAGUUAUUUGUGUCUACUUUGUCACACAAUAGAGUUUUAAUCUACAGUACUAAUAAAGGUAUUGUUUGAUUUG
This is a messenger RNA of Thunnus maccoyii (southern bluefin tuna), 2072 nucleotides long. RefSeq lists its product as uncharacterized. The coding region runs from base 387 to 1688 and encodes 433 amino acids. Gene Ontology annotation, biological process: DNA integration. Lineage: Eukaryota; Metazoa; Chordata; Actinopteri; Scombriformes; Scombridae. The record is from RefSeq and is a predicted model, not a curated record. The transcript is spliced from 8 exons. Gene Ontology annotation, molecular function: nucleic acid binding.